This is a messenger RNA of Momordica charantia (bitter melon), 999 nucleotides long. It is a transcript of the gene AN3, whose product is annotated as SSXT family protein. NCBI's taxonomy places the organism in Eukaryota, Viridiplantae, Streptophyta, Magnoliopsida, Cucurbitales, Cucurbitaceae. The record is from RefSeq and is a predicted model, not a curated record.
GAGUGAGAAAGUUGCAAGAGAAAAAAAAAAAUUAGAGAGAGAAACAGCCGUCUCUCUGAAAACCCAUCAUUCCUAUUAACAAAUGCAGCAGCACCUGAUGCAGAUGCAGCCCAUGAUGGCAGCCUAUUAUCCCAACAACGUCACCACUGAUCAUAUUCAACAGUAUCUGGAUGAAAACAAGUCACUGAUAUUGAAGAUUGUUGAGAGCCAAAAUUCAGGAAAAUUGAAUGAAUGUGCAGAGAAUCAAGCAAGGCUACAGAGGAACCUCAUGUACCUGGCUGCCAUUGCUGAUUCUCAACCUCAACCUUCUGCCAUGCAUGCCCAGUACUCUUCCAGUGGCCUAAUGCAGCCAGGAGGGCAUUACCUUCAGCACCAACAAGCUCAGCAGAUGACACCGCAGUCGCUGAUGGCUGCCCGGUCCUCCAUGUUGUACCCCCAGCAGCAGUUUUCGGCGCUGCAACAGCAGCAAGCAUUGCACAGCCAACUCGGGAUGAGCUCCGGAGGAGGCAUAGGAUUCAACAUGCUGCAAAACGACACCUCCAAUGCAGGAGGGGGCAAUGGAGGAGCACUUGGGGCAGGAGGAUUUCCAGAUUUCGGACACAGCGCUGCAGGUGACAGCCUGCACCGGGGCCUAGCCGGUGGGAGCAAGCAAGAUAUGGGUGCAACUGGGUCUGCAGAGGGACGAGGAGGGAGCUCGGGGAGCCACGGCGGGGACGGCGGUGAAACUCUCUACUUGAAGGCAGCUGAUGAUGGGAACUGAAAGGCAUAAGAGUAAGGGGGGCUUUGUUCAGUGGGUUGAUGGUAGAAAAAGUUAGGUGAAAAGAAAUUAGGAAGAUAAAGAAGAGAAGAAACCUUCUUGCCAAAAAAAAGCACUGGCUUUUAGCUUAAUUAUGUGUAAACAAUGGUGUGAGGAUUGAAACCCUCAUUAAACUUUGACCUUUGCUGUUUUUUUCCUUCUAUGUUGAGAUAAUAUAAUGUGUUUCUAGUGUAUUAUGUAAA